CGCGGCGGGGAGGGCGGCGGCGCUGGCGGCCAUGGAGGUGCAGGUGGCGCCGCUGCGGGCCUGGGACGACUUCUUCCCCGGCUCGGACCGCUUCGCGCGGCCCGACUUCAAGGACAUCUCCAAGUGGAACAACAGGGUGGUCAGCAACCUCCUCUACUACCAGACCAACUACCUGAUGGUGGCCGCCACCGUCGUCUCCAUCGUGGGAUUUCUGAGCCCCCUGAACAUGCUUAUUGGUGGUACUGUGGUGGUGCUGGUGUUCAUGGGCUUUGUGUGGGUGUCGCACAACAAGGAUAUCCUCCGCAAGCUGAAGAAGCAGUACCCAAGCACCUUCGUAGUGGCCAUUAUGCUGUCCAGCUACUUCUUGAUCUCCUACCUGGGAGACGUCAUGGUGUUCAUGUUUGGGAUCACUCUUCCUCUGCUCUUGAUGUUUGUCCACGCUUCUCUGAGGCUCCGGAACAUAAAGAACAAACUGGAGAACAAAAUGGAAGGAAUUGGUUUGAAGAAGACCCCUAUGGGCAUCAUACUGGAUGCUCUAGAACAACAAGAGGAGAGCAUCAACAAACUGGCUGACUACAUAUCUAAAGUGAAGGAAUAAACAACUGUAACCUGGUAUUUUUUCCUCUUGCAGGAGCGUAGUUGCUAUUUACUCUUGUUCAAGCUUGCUUUCAGUUGGUGUACAAAGCAGGGAAUGCACAUGUGUCACAGAUUAAUACUUGCAGGAUACAGGUAUUCAGGGCUCCUCUAAGAAUAUAAGGAGAGUAACUUUUCUAUUGUAUAGCAAAAUGUUUUGGUGUUUACACAAAUACAUACUAACUUGAACCUACUUGCUCGUCUCUUCUUGCUGGGGGGGAAGGGGCAGGAGAUGGAAUCCCUGUGGAACGCAGUUUUUCCAACCAUCUUUGCUGCAGACUUGUCUGUUAAAAAGAGGAAUGUCCCUUUUGUCCCCAGGCUCCACGAUGGCAGUUCAGCCAGUUUACUGCACUAUGCAGCACCUUUAAGCUGGCCAACUCCAAGGGGAGCUGGAAUGUAUCAAAAAUAGGCAUUUCUUGCAUCCCUAAAACCCCUAGCUGAAGUGGUCUGGAGUGGGAUCAUGGUGUUAGCUCUAGUGCAGACAACGAAACUGCAACUCCUCUCUUGCAAUGGUUAUGGGCUCUUUUCUCACCUCACAUUCCUCCUUUAGCAGACUGAAAGUCUAAAUAGAUUUAAGCAUGAAUAGAAAUGAUACCACACACCUAUCAUUUCCAGUAAAAUGCACCCUUUUCUCUGAAAUCUUGAUCCUGUUGAUAUCUGUAGAAAGUGUUCUUGUUCACAGGAGAGCCAGAACUUCUUCACAUAACACCUAAACUACAGCUAAACACAGGAAGAAAGAGCAUUUGCAGUUAAACUAGACUAGCUAUGACUCUAYCCUAUAGAUGUUUUUAAUCACUGCUACUUUAGGACUUAGCUUGUUCUGCUUUAGUCUCUAAGGCUGUUUUGUAGAUGAAGGUGUAUGUGUGUGUGUGUGUGUGUGGUGACUUUGUGCAUGGGUCUCUUUUUUUUUUUCUCUCCAUAUUGACCAGAAUGAAAAGAUGUAAGAUAAAACAUGCAUCUUGCCAUCUCUUUCUGGCACUAUUCAAAGAAAUAAACUGGAUUUCAGGUUUACAAGUAAAAGCAAUAAGUAUCAAGAUAAAAUUUUGGAAACCCAUUCCCAAUUCAUUAAGUAUCUCUACCUGCAACAAUUCUUGAAAGUGGUAUAGGGGAUUUUUUUUUUAAAUAUAUAUAUUUUAGCUGCCAGUUUUGAUGGAAUUGUCUUGAUAAAAGGUACCAAAAAYAAGUGGGGAAAUCUCCAGGUGACACUCCAUUUCAAAUAUUCUUGCAUUUCUUUUUUACUAAUAAAGGAACUGGUUUAAUUAAUAAUAAAGCAACUAUCCUAAAAUUUGAGGCUUUUAUGUAACUACUCAUGUUUUUUCAUAAUGAAUUGUGUAGAAAUUUGAAAAUGUCAUUCCAUUUAAAUGUUAUAAUGUGAUCAGUAUUUAUUGAAAGUGUCUGUGUAUAUUCCAGCUAAAGAUUCAAUUCUUCACUUGUGGCGCAUGGUCUUUGUUUUAUGAAAACUGUUACCACACCUAGAGAAGGUAGUAG
Molecule: messenger RNA, 2121 nt
Organism: Nothoprocta perdicaria
Lineage: Eukaryota; Metazoa; Chordata; Aves; Tinamiformes; Tinamidae
Gene: ARL6IP5
Product: ADP ribosylation factor like GTPase 6 interacting protein 5
Exons: 3
Coding region: 32-598 (188 amino acids)
Biological process (GO): negative regulation of transport
Cellular component (GO): membrane
Source: RefSeq, a predicted model, not a curated record